Anastrepha ludens (Mexican fruit fly) is the source of this 815-nucleotide messenger RNA. RefSeq lists its product as uncharacterized. The record is from RefSeq and is a predicted model, not a curated record. The transcript is spliced from 2 exons. Bases 349 to 768 code for a protein of 139 amino acids. NCBI's taxonomy places the organism in Eukaryota, Metazoa, Arthropoda, Insecta, Diptera, Tephritidae.
GCUUAACAAAGAAAUUGAUCAAAUCCACCCUCCUCCUAUAACUGAAAAUGUUCUAGCUGCUCUACUAACAUCUUCAACAAAGACCACCACCACAGCAACAUCCUCCGCAACAAAAGCUACUCUUGCUCUCGCAACACUCACAACAAACACCAGCACCCCAUUUACACACGGAGACAUCUGGAAGGGAGACACUGGAAAUUCUCUUUUCAUGUCUCAUUCGCGGACACACGGGCAAAAAUGUUUUCGGCAACAAUCGUUAGCAUAUUUUGACGUUUCUCUCAUUCGUAUAGCCGUGAUUUGUUUGAAUUUUAUAUUGUGAAGAAAUAUAUUAGUUUAUUGCGAUUAAAUAUGGAUUACGAAGAAAAAAGUGAACUGAUUAAAAGCAUAUGGGAAUGCAUUGGUGAGGCUGCGGAAUUAGACUCUGACGACAGCGAUAAAGAAGAAAUACUUUUAGGAUUAGCAAAUUUGGGCGAAAAAGUUUCAUUGUUGCCUAUCAAGAGGACCAAGCGGCAAUGGGUAAAAGAAUGGCGAAAAAACAGAUGCGAUCACGGCUCGUUCGCUUUUUUAAACAAAGAGUUGCUGGUGCACGAUGAGCAGAGCUAUAAGAAUUUUCUACGGAUGUCAAAUGGCCAAUUUCAUUACUUGCUAUCGCUAAUUGCAGAUGAUAUUCAACGUUCUGAUACUUCAAUGAGAAGCGCGAUUCCAGCAGCAGAAAAAUUGGCAAUGACGCUGCGGUUUCUCAGCACUGGUGAGUUAAAGAGAUGGUGAUAUAUGUAGUAUUGUUAUAAGAAGUUAUUUAUUUUCAGGGGAGUCUU